ACUAGGCGGACGGCGGGGCCGCUGCGCGGGAGUCGCUGGUUCGGUGCGGCCCGGCGGGGCGAGGAGGAGGGAAGCGUCCCGCAGGGUGAGCGCGGGGGUCGGCCGAGGGCGCCGCGGCCGCUCGGGCUCAAGGGGGGCGGUGCGAGAAGGGAAAGGCCGGGCGCUGGAGGCUGCGCGCCGCCCCCCCUCCCGAGACGCGGGCGCCCGGCCUGCCGCGGGCCUUGGGGGCGCCCUGGAGCCGCGGGCGGGGUCACGGGCGGGGCCGCCGAGGCCGCCCCUGCACCUCUCCCGCCGACUCACCUGCUCUCCACGGCUGACGGCUUCUCUGCCCCCGCUGUGGUUCCGUGGUAACGGCUGGGGGGAAGCCUCCGAGUAACUGCACCGAGCUGCUCUCGCGUUCCGACCUACAAGUCACCGUUUGCAGAAAUGAUGAAGAUGAUCCUUUGCAAUUUGCCUUUUCCUUUUUUUUUUUUUUUUUUUUUUUAAAUCCGUGUGGUCUUUGAGGUUCGUUCAUGUGGGUCCUUUGAUAGUACUGACUUGCACCCUUCGGACCCCCGUUUGCCGGACACUGUUCUGAGCGCUCGACUUCAUCCGGCCCUUGCAAACGACCCGGGCCAGGUAACCCCCAGACGGGGAAACUGAGGCACAGACAGGCCGUCCCGGCAUUCUGUCGUGCGAACGUUCGAUGGUUUAUUCAUCCGGUUCUCUUGCUUCCUGUUACACACGCAACCCGAAGUAUUCCAGUGCCGGUUAAAGCAAUGGCAGCGGUGGCUUUUGGGUUGCCUGGAAUCGCAAGAUCGUCAGGACGUCUAGUUCUGAGAAGGCGAAGAGGGGUCUUCUCAUUCACAGGUUAAAGCUACCUUUCCAGAUAGUUCAACAACUAAGUCACCAGUUUCCAAGGGCAUUUGCACCAUCCAUGGAAAGCAUCGGAUCUGUGUACACCAGAUGUCCUUGACAACUCAUCCCGCCAUCUCCCUGCACAAAAUUUGCACCACCAGUGGACAACAAAGGCAACCAUUGUUUCUUUUCUUUACCAAGUAGAUAUAAUAUCUCUACCAACAAAACAGAAUACACAAAGUGUCUCUUCCCAGUAUCAAGACCAGUUGAGGCCACUAAGAAAAUCAGCUUUCCUAGAUGAGGACCCCUUCUCUUCUUGGGUAGCCAGGAUUUGAAGGAGAGACUCUGACCUGUACAACUGGUAAGUGACUUAACACUUUUACACACUGAACUGGUCCUGAGAACCGAGAUGUCUUCUUUGUAAGUGAAGAAUAUACAACAUAAUCUCGAAGAACUGCACAGUGGUAUGAGCCAGAGACAUACCAUGUGUGCAUAACGGACUGUCACACAGAUUAAGCUUGCUGGAGGAUUUUUCAUCUUUUGUUUCUGUUUGCUAGUUUUAGUCUUUUGCUGGCUUAGAUUGUUACCCUUUUCUGGUUUCUUCUUCUGUUCUAAUGGGUCCCAGAAAUCCCUCUCCUGACCCCUUAUCAGAAUCAGAAAGUGAGGACGAAGAAAACGCUAACUACCUAAAUGAGAGUUCUGGGCAAGAGUGGGAUUCCUCUGAAGAAGAAGACCCUGUGGUGCCCAACCUAACACCUCUUGAGAGUCUUGCUUGGCAGGUUAAGUGCCUUUUAAAAUAUUCUACAACUUGGAAACCUUUAAAUCCUAAUUCCUGGUUAUAUCAUGCUAAACUCUUGGAUCCAAGCACACCAGUCCAUAUACUUCGAGAGAUAGGCCUAAGACUCUCCCAUUGCUCCCAUUGUGUACCCAAACUGGAACCAAUUCCUGAGUGGCCUCCUCUGGCUUCUUGUGGAGUACCCCCUUUUCAGAAGCCCCUUAAAAAUGCCAGCCGGCUGUCUAGAGAUCAUGCCACUCUAAAUGGAGCACUACAGCUUGCCACCAAACAGUUAAGCCGAACGUUGAGUAGAGCCACUCCCAUACCUGAAUACCUAAAACAGAUCCCUAAUUCAUGUGUUUCUGGUUGUUGCUGUGGCUGGUUAACUAAAACAGUUAAGGAAACAACCCGCACUGAACCCAUCAACACGACUUACUCAUACACUGACUUCCAAAAGGCAGUUAACAGACUCCUAACUGCAUCACUAUAAAGAGCUACCAUUUGUUCUGGUAUCUGUCCUAUUGCUGAUUGAGAAGGAAGUCACACACACACACCGCAGUUAAGAAACACAUGCCUUCUCAGUGAACGAUGCCCUGUCCUGACAAGCCCUUAGGUACUGCCACUACAGUAGCACCGUAACUCCGCUACAGAAAAUGCAUGAUGAGAUGGCCCUUUGACAGACCCUGUGGAUAAAAUGAAAACUUCAGUAGAAAAUUAGACAAAAUGGACCAUAUUACAGAAGUUGACUAUUGUUCACACUCAGCCCCCGCCCCCUAAUUUAUUGUGCCUCUCUGAAUGGAGAGGAAGAAGUAACGGGCCCCUACCCCUUUUGUUACCUAACCUUCAAAAUCACCAGUGGGGAAAGUGGGAACUUAGCUACUCCCAAUAACACCUUUCUGAGCAUAUGCUUUUCUAACGUUAAUUUCUACAUGCUAGUUAAAUUAAUUUGAAUUACCUAGACAAAAGAAAAUGAUGGGGCUAAGGAUUUAUCUCCCACCUUUUAUACAGAUAGGCCUAUAGAUGGCACCCUUUAGGGUUCUUAUUUUGGGGGGAGGGAGUACAGUUUCAAACCUAGACUGCACUGCCUCAGACCUGCUACAGUACCUGCAGUUACAGUAUAAACCUUUAUAUCCUAGGCUCCCAGCAGGCCGUCUCUAGCUACGUUGGCCUAAAAAAAUUGAAGCCGGGGGUUAAACAGACACCUGUUCUGCAGGGAAUGUGUUUCAUGCAUCUUGGCAUUCAGAGGUUAGUCAAGAGCAGAUUGUAUUUUAAAAGACCAGUAGGAAAGGAUUAAGAGCAUUUACGCUUUCAGUAUUAACUACUAGUGAAUUAAAAUAUUUCAUCUGUAUAAUCUCAGCAGUACUUUAUGCACUGUUUACAUCUAUUGCAAACUUUUCAGGAACUCUUCUAACUUUAAAGAUCUUAUUACUACUACAGAAAAAUCUCAGCCUAGUACAAUUUGAAGUUGGGGUUUGUAGCAUCAUUGUUUUUCUAGAUAGAUUAGCUUUAGAUUUUUUUCUAGCUCAACAAGGAAGAGUAUGUACCCUUGUGAAUGAAUCUUGCUGUAUUUAUUUAAAUAAGUUAAAACAUAGAAGUCCUACAUAAAAGAAGAUGCAUGUGACCAUUAAAUCUUUUCACACACCUACAAUAGAGUGAAACCUGUGUGUGUGAUCCUGGCUGACCGGGCAUCAAAAAGCCAUCAGAAAAUGGAUUGUGAAAAAUAUGUCACAUACCCUUUCAUUUUAAUCUUACUUUUUCCUGUUCUCCAUAAUUAACUACUGCGUAUGAUGUGGCAUCAAAGAAAGGGAAGCAUCAGUGGAAUCACAAAUUCUAUACAUGUAUAGCAACUUUAAGGAGAGAGGGAAAUGUUUAUAAUCUGAUGAAUUUUUCCGCUAAGCUUUAGUUGUCAUAUCUUGAGGAAAAAAGAGGGACCUGUAAUAGGAAAAAAUAUUUGUUAGUGGAAAAUUGCUGAACUGAAACCAUAUCAUACUGUUAGUAUAACUGAAUGUAUCAGAAACUGUUCCUAUGUAGAUGUUCUGUGAAACUGGGUUUUUAAAAUGUUGUAAGAACCUGUUUUCCUUUUUUUUUUUUUUUUUUUAAGCGGGAGGUGGGAAGAGGUAGGGAGAUCUGAAAAUUAAAAUAUAUUGAUGUUUAUGUAACCAUAAUUUGUUCCUUUUUCUGUAUGUGUGUAUAAAAGUGCCUUGCUCAUGAAGCAUUUUUGCUAUUCACUGCAAAAGGAAGCCUUUCCCCAGCUCCGCAGCUGAAUAAACCGACAGCUUUAUACAUGCUGAACAGAGUAUGGUCAUUUGUUCUCAACAAAUGAAACAGAUCCUGCUUUGCUUAAGGCCUAUCCAACAUUCACUAAGUGCUGAAUAGAGUCAACUGACUGAUACGGAUACAGAUAAAUAGUAUCUAUACAGCGUGUCUGAUAGGAGGUGACUUGGCAGCUCUAGAAAAUGAAACAUACUCAUAAAAGAAAAUGUCAGCUAUUCAGUCAAGACCUGUAUUUGAACCCAUUUGUUAGUAUAUGUUAAGUAAUUACAGGUUACACAGAGUGAUAGGAUCCUGGAAAAGACUUAAGCCUUUACUUCUUUUUGUGUGCCACGGACACGGGGCUGUAGGAGAGGAUUUACCACUUUCCCACUCUCCCCUACAAGAGAUUGGGAGAAAUGACAAAUUUAUUAUGUAUUCACAGGAAUAUUUAUCAAAGGAAACAGGACUUCUAAACCAACAGACAUCAAUGUUAUUAAAGGUAUUACUCUCUUGCCGUGCAGAUCGGCAGCCUCUCUUUGUUGAAGCAGUCCAGAUACUUUGAGCACAGAAGACCGUAAUCAUGUCUUUUAAACCCAUCAGCGUUCCCAAGAGAAGGAAGAAAAUUGAUACAUGUCUGCUGUUAGGGAAUUUAGAGAUCGCUUGGGUUAUUUUUUUACCAAUACAUAAAUUCUCUCUUCUGUCUCUAAUAAUUUUCUACUUUUGGCUUCAGUAUUAGAGAACUUCAUGCCUUUUGGAGUAUCCCAUUACUUUUAAAUGUCUCUUGUUAGAAAUUUAGCCAUUCAUCUAAUAACAUAUGGUGUGUCUACUAUAACCCAGACACUGGGAGUGCAAAAUUAGAUACUACACAUAAAAAAAUCUGUUGUUUUUUAAGAUUUAUUUAUUCAUGAGAGACACAGAAGGAUGGAGACACAGGCAGAGGGAGAAGCAGGCCCCCCUCAGGGAGCCCAAUGCGGGACUCGAUCCUGGAUCCAGGGACCACGCCCUGAACCGAAGGUGGACACUCAACCGCUGAGCCACCCAGGCGUCCCAGAAAUUAAUUUUAAAAUACAUCGAACCAGGGCACCUGGGUGAUUGACUCGGUUAAGCAUCUGAUUUCAGCUCAGGUCAUGAUCUCAGGGUCCUGGGAUGCAGCUGAGCCCUGCAUCUGGCUCCUUGCUCAGCGGGGAGUCUGCUUGUUCCUCUCCGUCUGCACCUCCCCCUGCUUGUGCUCUCCGUCUCAAAUAAAUCUUUUUUAAAAAUAAUUUAAAAAUAAAAUAUAUUGAACCAAUAUAAUUGCCCUGAAGCUUUUGGCCAUUGAUAUUUUUGCUCUCUAGGGUCACAUUAAAUAAGCCUGCCUGAUCCUUCUACAGACCCGUAGAUAUUUGUAAAUGUGCAAGUGUAGUGGAAAUUCACAUGGAGGGCACAAUUAAACCCCAAAAGGGGUAGUCAGCUGAGGGAAUAGAUAAAGAGGUCUUUUAUACACAGAUAAAAGUUGUAUUUGAUAAGUUCAAGAGGCAAUGGCACCCAAAGAUCAGGGCCAGGAGUGUUUUGCUUGUAUGGCUGGGGCAUAUGGAAAAGCCCAGAAAGUCUGGAUAAGUUGUCAGACUGCAUGAUACAAGCCUGUGCAGAGCUCCUGGCCUGAGUCCCCAGUGAGCAGUACCCACUGGACUGGGACAUUGAGAGGGCCAUACCAGCCAACACCACCCACCGGUGUCAACUUGCUCUUGUCGAAAAGAAAGUCUCUAGCAUUAUCUUUGCCAAUUUUAAACAAAGUUCAGUUAACAGUUACAUAUUUGAGUCUAUCGCUGUAUACAACCCUCUGAAUUCUUUCAAUUGGUGACAACAGUGGGAUUAAAUAACAGUUUUGGACAUGAGACCGAGAAAAUGGAAAGGAUGAAGGUAACGCCAUGACCUGACACUUGCUGGCUACCCAACUGCUGUUAGCUGUGAGAACUAUGACCGGCUCUUCUCAGGGAGAUGUGGGAAAGGAAGGCCUGAUUCUAAAAUCCCAAAGUUAUUGCUUCCAAACAGCAUGGACUUAGCUUAAAUUGCUAGUGACGAGCUUAAAUUGCUAGUGACGGGUUAGGGUUGGAUCCUUAAAAAAAAAAAAAAAAAAAAAAAAAGUUGGCUGGAGUUUGGGCGAUUUAUUUGGGAAGACAUGGGUGACCCUGACACAUAAUAUGAAAAUUCCUGGAUCCAUUGGGAAUUGAUGUCCCUGGAGUAGGACAUGAUCUGUGGUCACCCAGGAGACCUGGGAUCCCAGUCGGCCCAACAAGAUUAAAACUCGGUUCCGAGUAUACAUAGAAACCCAGCCGAUGUGGUAUCCGAUUAGAUUUCAGCAGAAACCAGAUGAAACGGUGUCAGAGUCAGUGUUGCAGUUUGUAAACUCAGCAGCUCCUUCUUCAGGGAAAGUCACAUUUGGGUGAACUGCCGAACCCUGAACACUGACGUGCCACCCAUAGUGUCAGUGGGGGGACCCGAGGCUCCAGUGUGUCAACUGGUGUUUUACAGUGUUCUAGUUAGGCAGGCGUCUGGAAGGGACAACUUCCCUGGGGAGGCUCCCCAGCUUUUGGAACAGUCCAAGGGUAUGGCCAGUCCUCGUGAAAGAAAACCCUAUAGACUGGCUUUAUGAUUGCACCCCGAACUACCAGAAAGACUUGAUUCAGCACCAGUGGCAGAGGUCUGGUGACACGGGGCCAACACCUAGAGAACUAAAGUCUUUAUUAAUGAAAGCAUUAAUGCUGGCCACAACCAGUGUGUGCCACGGGAAUUCAUCACAAGGUGGGCUGUGUGGUGUCGGCCCCCAGCUACCUGCCCCGGAGUAAUGUGGACUCCCAGGGCCCUGAAUGCCUUGGUCCAGAUGCCACCUUCCCUCUUUAAUGUUGGUCACUUUUCUGUGCACUGUUUCCUUAAAUCUGUUGGGUUACUGAUUUAGCAAAUAUAAAAUACAGGAUGCCCAAAUGAAUUUCUGAUAAACAAUGAAAUACGGGACAUACUUAUACCAGGAAAAAAAUAAUUACUUAUCUGAAAUCCACAUUAAAUUUUUUUUUUUUAAUCUGGCAGCCCUAUAAAUAUGUUAGCAGCAUUGAUUAGUUGGGUUGUAAUCAUGGAGUUGUUCCUGGAGGCAGUCCGGCUCUUCCCAUUAUGUGUGGCUUAACCUACCUCCAAAUACGUGAUGGGGGGCAGGGGAGCGGGAGGCGAACACAUACUUGAGCCAAGAUUAGAGGCGUGAGGUGGGAGGGGAAGCCCAAUUGCUGGUACGAGAGUUUUGUAGGAGACACAUUUUGUAGGUUAAAAUAAUCACAUAACCAUUAAAACCUUUCCAGACACAUUUUUAAAAUGCUGUCACGAUAAUAGGUGGUUUGGGUUUGUGGCUGUCUGUGUCCUGUUUGGGUUAACUGCUAAAUCUUAAGCCGUGUUUUAAGCAGUUAACUUCUCACUUCGCUUUACUAUGAAGGAAAGCUUCAGUAUUACUCAAAACAAAACCUGGUAGGUAGCACGGUAGUGGCAGCCGUUCUGCAUUUGCAGAAACGGUCCACACACUUGGAAGCCUCAUCUUUUCCUUCCAGAACCCCCAGAAGGCACAGGACACCCGGGGAGAUGGGGGGUGAGGAGCAAAGUUGAAAACACGAAUCUGAACGUUUAUUUUUGUCUCCUUUU
Molecule: messenger RNA, 7525 nt
Organism: Nyctereutes procyonoides (raccoon dog)
Lineage: Eukaryota; Metazoa; Chordata; Mammalia; Carnivora; Canidae
Gene: DCAF16
Product: DDB1 and CUL4 associated factor 16
Exons: 2
Coding region: 1452-2102 (216 amino acids)
Cellular component (GO): Cul4-RING E3 ubiquitin ligase complex
Source: RefSeq, a predicted model, not a curated record